AUGGAAAAUAAGUUAUAGGCUAAUUCUACUGCAGCCCCAACUUAACUCAGCUAAUCUGCUACUCAUGAUAAUGUAUUUUAAUCAUUUAGAGUUGAUUACAGUUAUUAUAGAAUGACAAGAAGUAUAAUCGCAAGACCAAAUGCUAGAAAAUAGAAAAAACAUUCAGAAAACUGGAUUGGUUUGGGUAACCUAGCUAAUAUUCUUAUAAACUAGUAUUCUCCAUAAACUACUAAAACAUCUUUGAUUCAAGAUUACAGUAAUGCAGGGAUAUUCAGACCUCAAAAUUAUUUUUUCGAUUUCGCAUUUUAGUUGAACAACAAAACUUUAGAUCCUAACUACGGCUAUCUCUAAGUAAACUAAGUCAUAUACUAUUUAAGUGAUGAACUAUUGGAGGAUGGAUCACGUAAGAGAAAGAAAUAGAUAUUACCAUUAAACUUUGUAUUCUGCCAAGAAACACUUUUUAACUAUACAAAAAAAUAGGAAUUACUUGCUCUAGGAAUAAAUGAGUAUUUCUGCUUGCAAGAAGAUCAAGAUUAUAGAUUGCAAGGAGGGUACUACUAAGAAAUUUAUGAAUACUUAGAGAUUAAAUUAUUUAAAUGCUAAAACAAGACACUUAAUGAUAGUUGCUACCCAAUUGAAAUGAUUGAUGAAUACUUCCAAGAUGAAGAGCUGAAUUUUGCAUUUACGAAUACAUAUUUUGAUUAUAGAAAUUCCUCUAAUAAGUCAAAAAAUAAGGUGUUCAUUGAUGAUUCCUUUUACUUAGAAAUAGAAUCUACGAGAAAUAAAAAAGCUAAUUUUUAUAUCCAAAAAUAAGAGGCUAGCUAUCAAGAUGACUAUAUACAAUUUGGACAGGAAAGAAAUGAGCAUUUUUUUUAAGUCUAGAAUAUACAACGUUUUGAUGAUAAUUAUUCUCCAUAAUCUGGAAUAUUAGCAGCUGUUUACAUUCGAUUUGACAAUAGAUAUGACAUCUAUCAAAUUAAGAAUUACGCCAUUCUAGAAUUUUUAGGAGAUAUUGGAGGACUAUAUGGUGCAUUAUCUGUUAUCGGUAUAAUUCUUAGUCUGAUGUAUAGAGGGAAAAGAGGAUUAAAGAUCCAAAGAAUAAAAAAAAUUAAAGAAAGUUUACUAUUAGGUAAUAUUACCGAAAUUCCUCUUAAGAUGUGA
Messenger RNA from Stylonychia lemnae, 1161 nucleotides. The record is from the annotation of a GenBank genome assembly. NCBI's taxonomy places the organism in Eukaryota, Ciliophora, Spirotrichea, Sporadotrichida, Oxytrichidae.